Contarinia nasturtii (swede midge) is the source of this 1777-nucleotide messenger RNA. Its product is annotated as probable cytochrome P450 6d5. The record is from RefSeq and is a predicted model, not a curated record. Lineage: Eukaryota; Metazoa; Arthropoda; Insecta; Diptera; Cecidomyiidae. The transcript is spliced from 4 exons. Gene Ontology annotation, molecular function: monooxygenase activity; oxidoreductase activity, acting on paired donors, with incorporation or reduction of molecular oxygen; iron ion binding. The coding region runs from base 115 to 1671 and encodes 518 amino acids.
AAAUCAUAUAAAUAUAAGUGCAUUAUGUCGAGACACUGCAGUUAACAUUGUCUCGGACGUGGAUUGAAAGUGAAAUUCAAAGUAGUAAGUUAUUAUCAGUUCUAAUCGAACAAAAUGGGUAUAUUGACAGAUAACUGGAAAAUUGAAGCAUUGACACUCGUCAUCGGAAUUUUAACAUUGAGUUAUUUUUACGCAAAACGAACGUAUUCUUAUUGGGAGCGAAGAGGAAUCAAAACCUUUCCCGGAUUUAAUUAUAUCUUCGGACACUUCAAACCAGUUUUUUCGCAACAAGAAAGUUUGGGCAGUCUCAUCACCAGACUUUACAAUUCAACAAAAGAGCCUUUCAUUGGGAUUUAUAGUAUACUACGACCGAUAUUGUUGGUGCGUGAUCCUGAGCUCGUUCGAACGAUUUUAAUAAAAGAUUUUCCCAACUUUACCGAUCGAGGCGUUCAUUGUAACGAAGGAUAUGAUCCGCUGUCGGCUCAUCUCUUUGCAUUGCCUGGACAAAAAUGGAAGAAUUUACGUGGAAAAUUGUCGCCAACAUUUACAUCGGGAAAGUUAAAAGCAAUGUUUUCCACGAUUGUCGAUUGUGGCGCCACUUUACAAAAUCAUUUGGAUAAUUUAGCGAACAAAAAUCAAUUGCUUAAUGUUCACGAAAUUUCGGCGAGUCACGCUACAAAUGUUAUUGCAUCGGUAGCAUUUGGCAUCGAUGUCGACACAAUCACAAAUCCAAAUAAUGAUUUCCGUGUUUACGGCCGUAAGGUGUUUGAAGCAAGCAUUUCGAAUUCAAUUCGAUUGUCAUUCAACUUUAUAGCACCCAAGUUAAUGAACUUACUUCGGAUUAAAUCGGUAUCACAACAAGUCGAGAAUUUUAUUUUUUCGAUUGUUAAACAGAACUUGGAGUAUCGUGAAAAUAACAAUGUCACACGGAAAGAUUUCUUUCAAUUGCUUAUUCAAUUGCGAAAUACAGGAACCGUUCAACUUGACGACCAAUGGGAAACGGUUAUCAAAGCUGACGAAAGUCAAAAGUCAAUGUCGUUGAAGGAAAUAGCCGCCCAAUCAUAUGUAUUCUACAUCGCAGGUUUCGAGACGUCAUCCACAACGCUGACAUUUUGCAUGUAUGAACUGGCCAAACAUCCAGAGAUUCAGCAACGAGUGCACAAUGAAAUCGAUCGCAUUUUAGAGAAACACAACGGAUGCAUUAACUAUGAAUCGGUCACAGAGAUGAAAUAUUUGGAAGCCUGUAUUGAUGAAACUCUUCGCCGAUAUUCGAUUGUGCCAAUUUUGAAUCGAACAUGUAUGAAUGACUAUCAAAUUCCGGGCACGAAUAAAAUCAUUGAAAAGGGCACUGAAGUAUUUAUUCCGGCAUAUGCAUUGCAAAUGGAUGAGCAAUACUAUGAGGAACCGACCAAAUUCAAACCGGAACGAUUCCUCGAAGAAGGUGCAAAAAAUCAUGUGACCAAACCUUACAUCGCCUUCGGUGAUGGACCGAGGAAUUGCAUCGGCAUGCGAAUGGGCAAAAUGCAAACAAAAGUCGGACUCGUUUUGAUGUUGCAAAAAUUCAAAUACGAAAUGGAUGCCAAACAUAUGGGCCAGGAUAUGGAAUUUGACCCGAAAUUAUUUCUGUUGUCACCACGUUUUGGCGUUCAUUUACGAGUUUUGAAACGAUAAACACACGCGAUGUAUUUCAUAUCAUUUGAAACGUUGUCAAUGUCAACAAAACACUUUUCUUUAAAUAUUCAAUUUAUCGACGAAUAAAGCUAGAAUUAUGUCACAU